CUUCCUUGCCAAUCACCUGACCCUGGCCAUCCCCAUCAUUGCAGCCGUCCUCUUCUUCUUUGUCAUCAGCUGCCUGCUCCAGACAAGCUUCAGAGACCCAGGUAUCCUGCCCAGAGCCACCCCAAGCGAGGCCGCAGACCUGGAAAAGCGGAUUGACAGCAUGGGUACCUCUACCUAUCGCCCGCCGGCCCGCACGAUGGAGGUGGUCAUAAACAAGUACGUGGUGAAACUCAAGUACUGCUACACCUGCAAAAUGUUCCGCCCUCCACGCACCUCUCACUGCAGUGUCUGCGACAACUGCGUCGAGAGGUUUGACCACCACUGCCCCUGGGUGGGCAACUGCGUGGGGAAGCGCAACUAUCGCUACUUCUAUGCCUUCAUCCUCUCCCUCUCCUUCCUGACAGCCUUCAUCUUCGCCUGCGUCGUCACCCACCUCACUCUGCGUGCUCAGAGAGAUGGAUUCCUCGUCACUCUGAAGACCACACCUGCGAGUGUGCUGGAGCUGGUGAUUUGUUUUUUCUCAGUCUGGUCUAUUUUGGGCCUCUCAGGUUUUCACACUUAUUUAGUCGCCUCCAACCUGACAACGAACGAAGAUAUCAAAGGAUCCUGGUCAAACAAGAGGGGCUCAGAGUUUGCCAAUCCCUACAGCCAUAAAAGUAUCCUCACAAACUGCUGUGCAGUGCUGUGUGGACCAUUCCACCCCAGUUUGAUAGACAGAAGAGGAUUUAUCCAGCCAGAUUUUGGGACCCCGUCCAGUCCUAAGAGCGAAAUCCCUUCUUUUGGAGCCAAAACUGACACCAGCAUGGAGGAUGCCUGCCAGGACUUUGCCAUUUCCUGCACAGCCUGACGGGAUUUUGUCCCCUCCUUGGACGUUAGCGCUGCUUUCUGAGGGUUAGCUGGAGCCGUGGCAGCCCGCAGCCCUCUCUCUGCCUCUCGAGUUGCCCCGUGAGGAGCCGAGACGCCACGGGCAGCACCCGAGACCACAGCCAUGACCACCACGAGUGCCUCCGCUCGCCAGGGCUACGCGGCUGCGCCUUCCUCCCUCCCACCCCAAGAGAAGGGGGAAAGCAGCCGUGCACAAGGAAAAGCUUUUCCAACCCCCCCUCCGGGAGCCAGGACGGCCGUCCCGCGGGUUCAGAGCUCGAAGCCAUACAGCCGUCCCACCCCAGAGCAAUAACCGGAGCUCCUGCUGUCUCCUGCCGCUGGACGGACUCACGCAGCCGAGCCGAGGCCGCCGGUGGCUCCCUGUAACCACCAGCUUUACCCCCAGCGAAGGUGUCUCCCCUCCCGUAGAUACUGGGAGAUAGUGGUUUGCAUUCCAGCGGGUUCUCGACAUGAGCAGGAUUCACACCAGAGCGUUUACAACUGACCCGGUGGCAUUACACACCCAACCCCACCAGCCCCUCUCCAUGUGCCGGAGGACUCACCUCUCCAGACCAGAGUUAGUACAUGGUCAGAAUUUACCCUUGCAGCCCCCCUGGCCAUCUCCCCCCUUCCUGUUUUGUCUUAGCACGACUCUAGUUUUAAGGGAAGGAUUCAACCCCCCCAGCACCUUCUGCAGCCGGUGUUGCCGGUGGCCGCAGCACAGGCCGGGCUGGGAGCUGCCCUGCGGUGCCGUGCAGGCCUGCCCACCGUAGUGCCCGGUAGGAUUCACCAUCUAUUUAUGCCUUUUACUUUUGUAACAAAAUAAAA
This is a messenger RNA of Athene cunicularia (burrowing owl), 1692 nucleotides long. RefSeq names its product zinc finger DHHC-type containing 18 (gene ZDHHC18). Gene Ontology annotation, cellular component: endoplasmic reticulum; Golgi apparatus. The coding region runs from base 161 to 847 and encodes 228 amino acids. Lineage: Eukaryota; Metazoa; Chordata; Aves; Strigiformes; Strigidae. Gene Ontology annotation, molecular function: protein-cysteine S-palmitoyltransferase activity. The transcript has 9 exons. Gene Ontology annotation, biological process: protein targeting to membrane; peptidyl-L-cysteine S-palmitoylation. The record is from RefSeq and is a predicted model, not a curated record.